UAAUCAAGUGAUUGACACGUGAUGGCUAGGCCUGAGCAUAAGGGACCUCCACAGAUAUUCUACGAUGAGCAGGAAGCCAGGAAGUACUCGAGAAAACUAAAAGGCAGCCCCACCCACCUCUCUCCGACGUACACAAUUAGUAAACUUUUAAAAUGGUGAAUUACUCGUCUCUCUGUGUCUACUGGCGAUGGCCUAAGAGACUUAGAAAAGCACAAUUAAUCUCCGUCCUUUGUGGAGGAUUCCUCAUUCAUCUCUCAUUAGGGUCACUAUAUACUUAUGGUAACCUGGCUCCAUACAUUAUCUCUUAUGUAAGGAAAAGAUCUCACCCGACCAACCUUGAGUUCACCAGUGCUACGUUAGUCUUUGCCUCUCAGAUAGCAGGCCAGGGUCUUAGCAUGGCUUUCGGCGGGUUCCUAGAGAAAAGGUUUGGUCCUAGGCUUGUGUCUUUGUUUGGUGGUUGGUUCAUGAGUUUAGGUGUACUCCUCACGUACUUUUCAAUUCAAAAGUCUUUCUGGCUCCUCCUCCUGACGUAUGGUUUCAUGUUUGGACUGGGUAUUGGUAUUGCAUACAUUGGUCCUAUAUCCUGUGCCAUGAGGUGGUUACCUAAAUGGAAAGGGAUUGCUACUGGAAUUGUAGUAUCUGGAUUUGGUCUGAGCGCCCUCAUAUUCAAUGCUGUACAAACCGCUUUCAUUAAUCCGACAAAUAUAGCUCCAGAUGAUGACACUGAUUAUUUCGAAGAUCCCAAUCUCAUUGAUCGCGUUCCUUACGUCUUCCUAGUCCUUGGAGGGUCCUACGCUGUCAUGCAAUUCCUUGGUUCUAUAUUUCUCGCUAAUCCAGUACCAGCUAGUGAAGAUCAGGGUCCUAAUGGUUAUCGGGCCAUUCCCGAUAGCGAUUUAAACGAAGGACGAAAGAGAAGCGAGUCUGAGGACAGCGUCUCUCUCUGUGAUCACAGUUACCAGGUCUCUUCCAUACAGAGGGAAGGUUUGGAGCGAAGCAGUAGAGCAGGUAGCAGCGACAGGCAGUCUUUAAACGAGAGUCUAAAGAAGCCUCAAGCCACUCGUCAUCGAAAUCGUGACUCCUCGUCUAUGGUGGAGUCCGAUUUGGAGAGGUCUGGCGCCUCGUGGACUUCUAACUACAUUUAUAAAGUUGCUCCUCUAGAACUCCUGAGGAGGCCCAAUUUCUACGUGCUCUGGACCAUGUUCUUGUGUGCUGGGAUAGCAACGGCGUUUAUAAGCUCGCUCUAUAAAACGUUUGGAUUAAAGACAAUCAGAGAUGAUCAUUUCCUUACUCUUAUCGGAGGAGUAAGCGCCUUCUUUAAUCUCCUUGGUAGGAUCCUCUGGGGUAUUCUUGCUGACCUCACUAGUUAUAAAUUUGCUUUCGUUUUACAAGGAGGCGUUGCCAGUUCGCUCCUCCUUACAUUGUACACAACGAAUGAUGAAUCAUACUUUGGUGAAACCGCUACUAAAGUGAUGUUCUUUGCAUGGAUCUGUGGCAUAUACUUCUGUAUUGGCGGAUACUUCUCUCUUUUUCCGACUGCCAUUGCUCGUUCUUUCGGUCAAGAAAAUGUAAGCAUUAAUUACGGAUUGCUUUUCACGGCUCAGAUAGUCGGAGGGAUUUUGGCAGCUUUUAUAUCGGAAAUACUGGUGAGUAAGAUACACUGGUAUGGUGUGUUCUUCGUUAUAGGUGGCCUUCAUAUUUUCGAGUUCUUUCUUGCGAUUUGUUAUCGUCACAAACGGUUCAUUCGUCUCAGGCAUCCUGCUGAUUUUCAUAACUCUGCUACUGUCAUUGAAGAAAGAUCGAUAAAGUUUCCAGACGAGAGUGACCUUGGAAGAAGUGGAGAAGAGAAAUAAGACAAUAAAAAUGAUAAUAAAUAAUUAAGGAUUAUGUUUGAUUUCUUAACCUUCUUUUAGUAUCCUCUCCCUCUCUCUUUCCUUUUCUUUUUGUACUUGUUUGUAAAUUGUAAUUUUUAAAAAUUCUCAAAUGUGAUACUUAGUGGAUCUAUACGUCAACUUACAGUAAA
Messenger RNA from Amphimedon queenslandica, 2020 nucleotides. RefSeq names its product probable 18S rRNA (guanine-N(7))-methyltransferase. Lineage: Eukaryota; Metazoa; Porifera; Demospongiae; Haplosclerida; Niphatidae. Gene Ontology annotation, molecular function: transmembrane transporter activity; rRNA (guanine) methyltransferase activity. The record is from RefSeq and is a predicted model, not a curated record. The transcript has 3 exons. Gene Ontology annotation, biological process: rRNA (guanine-N7)-methylation; transmembrane transport. Gene Ontology annotation, cellular component: nucleolus. The coding region runs from base 153 to 1850 and encodes 565 amino acids.